Messenger RNA from Lycium ferocissimum, 1550 nucleotides. RefSeq names its product eukaryotic translation initiation factor 5-like. The transcript has a single exon. Gene Ontology annotation, biological process: formation of cytoplasmic translation initiation complex; formation of translation preinitiation complex; translational initiation. Gene Ontology annotation, cellular component: cytosol. Gene Ontology annotation, molecular function: GDP-dissociation inhibitor activity; eukaryotic initiation factor eIF2 binding; translation initiation factor activity. The record is from RefSeq and is a predicted model, not a curated record. Bases 1 to 1347 code for a protein of 448 amino acids. NCBI's taxonomy places the organism in Eukaryota, Viridiplantae, Streptophyta, Magnoliopsida, Solanales, Solanaceae.
AUGGCUUUGCAGAAUAUAGGCGCUGGCAACAGUGAUGAUGCCUUCUACAGGUAUAAGAUGCCCAGGAUGAUUACCAAGAUAGAGGGCCGUGGGAAUGGCAUCAAGACAAAUGUGGUGAACAUGGUUGAUAUUGCCAAAGCAUUAGCAAGGCCCCCAUCCUAUACAACAAAAUUUUUUGGAAAUGAGCUUGGGGCUCAGUCGAAAUUUGAUGAGAAAACUGGAACUGCCCUUGUCAAUGGAGCUCAUGAAACUCCCAAACUUGCUGGUCUUCUUGAGAACUUUAUUAAGAAAUAUGUUCAGUGCUAUGGUUGUGGCAACCCUGAAACAGAGGUCUUAAUAACCAAAAAUCAGAUGAUCCAACUAAAAUGUGCUGCAUGUGGUUUCAUUUCUAAUGUGGACAUGAGGGACAAGCUGACAACAUUUAUACUUAAGAACCCGCCUGAGGCGAAGAAGGGCUCCAAGGACAAGAAAGCUAUGAGAAGAGCUGAGAAGGAGCGGCUGAAGGAAGGUGAGGCUGCUGAUGAAGAGCUGAAGAAGCUGAAGAAAGAAACAAAGAAAAAGGUUUCCUCCAAAGAUGCUAGCACAAAAACUAGCUCUAAAAAGAAACAUGGUGGUUCUGAUGAGGAGCGUGCCUCACCACCUAGGAGCCAUGUUAAUGUGAAAGAAGAGGAUGAGGAAGACGAUGAUGAUGACAUCCAGUGGCAGACUGAUACAUCGCUAGAAGCUGCUCAGCAGCGUAUACAAGAACAGCUAAAUGCUGCGACUGCUGAAAUGGUUAUGCUGUCCACAGUUGAGUCAGAGAAGAAGAAGUCAAAGGCAGCUACUCAAUCCCCAAGUCCUAAAGCUGCUACUCCUGUGACACCUGGGAAUUCCAAGACCGAGAAUGGAGAGACAAACCAUGAGAGGCUCGUUAGGGAAGUGAAAGCAAAUCUAAAAAAGGGAGUUACUUCCAGCAAAUUACAAUCCUUUUUGGGUUCACUGUCUGGGUCUCCUCAGGAAGUUAUUACUGCUUUGUACGAGGCACUCUUGGAUGGCAUUGAAAAGGGAUUUGCCAAGGAGGUUCUUAAGAAGAAAAGCUACCUUGCUGCUGUUGCUCAAGACGAGGAGUCUCAACUACGAUUGCUUAGAGCUAUAGAAGCUUUUUGUGGGAAGUCUAACUCAGUUGCACUGAAGGAAGUGGCUCUGGUUUUGAAAGCUUUGUAUGAUGCGGAUUUGUUGGAAGAGGAAUAUAUAGUACAGUGGUACAACAAGGGUGUUGCUGCGAACAAGGACUCGAAAAUUUGGAAGAAUGUCAAACCAUUUGUUGAAUGGCUACAAAGUGCUGAGUCGGAGUCCGAGGAGGAAUAAGUUCAGAAGUGUUUCCCCCUCUUCAGAUUGCUGUCUGGUUUGCUUUGCCUGAGAUACUGCCAUAUUGGAAAUUCAUAUGUUAUUUUAUGAUGUUUGUGUUGUAUGUCUGUUUGUCUUUGGUGUGGGCUCGUAUUAAGUUCCUUUUGCUAGACUCGUCGCCUUUAAAUGUCUUUACUUGAAUAAAAGUUCCCUUAUUUAUCGCA